Molecule: messenger RNA, 764 nt
Organism: Panicum virgatum (switchgrass)
Lineage: Eukaryota; Viridiplantae; Streptophyta; Magnoliopsida; Poales; Poaceae
Exons: 3
Coding region: 110-301 (63 amino acids)
Source: RefSeq, a predicted model, not a curated record
GCGUCAGAUUGACGACGACGGGGAAGUCGCAGGAUCCCCAUUCCCAUCCGGCCGGCCAUCCCCAUCGCAUCGGCGGCGGCGAAGAAGAGAAGCAAUCGCAGCAGCAGCGAUGGGCGUGAUGGGGAGGUUCAGGAUCUUCGUGGUGCAGGAGCCGGUCGUCGCCGCAUCCUGCCUCAUCGCCGGCUUUGGUCUUUUUCUUCCAGCCGUUGUCAGGCCCAUCUUGGAUUCUUUUGAGACUGCCAAACAAGUUCCUCAACCACCUCUAAGUGAUGUGGUUGCUGGUGUAACAGGCAAGAAAUGAGAGUGAUUUUGUUUUAUUGCUUUCCUUUUGUGUGUGUUGGACUUGCUACUACUGCAGGUGGUUGCUGGUGUGACAGGCAUUGUUGUUUCUUAGUUUUACACCUUGAUGAUAAGGCUCUUAGACUAUCGCCACGUGCAUUCAAUACUUCCAGAAGUUCAAAGAGCAGGAUGAGCCCUCAUGUUUGUCGAAAUAAUGGUUGCAGCUGAAAGAUAUUUUUUUUGGCCCAGUGGUAUGAGAAAAUGACAGAAAAAAAAAUUGAUGAACAUUCUUUGCCCUCUGAAUAUUGUGAUGUCUUGUCUGUAUAAGACAAUUUGAGGUAACUGUCGGCAGGAUGAUGGCCAGGUGAAUAAGAUGGGUUUGUCCGCUUUGAACUUUGAAUUGUUGAAAAUUGUACGUUGGUGUUGGUCCUGUUCGUCCUUGAGACCUGAUUAUUUGAAAACCUAGUCUGUAACAUUGCCUCUCA